Molecule: messenger RNA, 2244 nt
Organism: Penicillium maclennaniae
Lineage: Eukaryota; Fungi; Ascomycota; Eurotiomycetes; Eurotiales; Aspergillaceae
Product: Zn(II)2Cys6 transcription factor
Exons: 2
Coding region: 1-2244 (747 amino acids)
Biological process (GO): positive regulation of transcription from RNA polymerase II promoter by galactose; DNA-templated transcription
Cellular component (GO): nucleus
Molecular function (GO): DNA-binding transcription factor activity, RNA polymerase II-specific; RNA polymerase II cis-regulatory region sequence-specific DNA binding; zinc ion binding
Source: RefSeq, a predicted model, not a curated record
AUGUUCUCCACCUUCUCCGCCAAUCUCGAUACCCUCGAGUGCCCCACCGGCGCAACCGCUGCCCCGGCCAGGCGCAAGCGUGCUCAGGUUGCGCAAGCCUGCGACUGGUGUCGUCUCAAUCGUAUCAAAUGCGACGAAAGAAGACCUUGCCAGAAUUGUCGCGAACAUGGUGGCUAUUCCAGUGAUUUCAGGCACUCUGAAAUCAGUUCACUGCCUGCCGCGAAUCGGGACGUUACAUUAUGCGCCAAACCUCAGACACGCCAGAUUGCCGGUCUCGCACAUCCGAACGCUUCUCUGAUUGCAGCAAUCACGGAGACACCCGAUUCGUAUCGCAUGACGUGGGAUGGUCUUGAUGAUCGAGAAUCGCGAACAAGCCAGGAUAUUCACUACGGUCCGCUUGCCUCCCAACGCAUGGUGAUGCGCCUGAACCGAUUCAUGGCCGGAUCGUCAAAUCCGUUGCUUUCAGGAUCUGUCCUUCCAAUUUGUAUCCCACAGGUAAAGCGUCUUCGUCUGCGAUUCUCCGAGGUUGAGGACUUGUCUCGAGAGCAAGAAGAGCACUUUCUGGUUCUUCUCUGGCAGGCCUAUCAUUGUGUGUAUCCUAUCAUUGUGGAGGAGGAUUUCAAAGAGUACUAUGAUUCUCUCUGGACCGUAUCAAAUGGUCAAACCCAACGCCAGCCGUCCGCUCUGGUCUACAGCCUGUUGGCCGUGUGUAUUCAAUAUGGUAGUACAUUUCUGGUCAAUGAUGAGGACAUGAUGAGCGGUGCGACAGGAUCGCAAGCUACGCACUUUGAUUCUGCGGCGCAUACUUUCUACAUUCGAAGUCAACACGCUCUGAUGGAUGCACUGGAGUAUCCUUCGAUCAUGUCACUGCAGAGCCAAAUAUACUGCAUCAUCUAUGUGUACAACACUGCGAAUCUGAACUCGGCGCAUGCACUCCUCGGCCUGGCCAUCCGGAUCGCUCAAAUGCUGCACCUGCAUCUUCCGCCCCUAGGGCCUCUUCCACAAACGAACCCAGGUCUAGGUUCUCGGAUCUGGUGGACCCUGUACCAAUUAGAUAGCCACAUCUCGAUGACCCUUGGUCGUUCACGGCUGAUCAACGUGAAUGACGUCCACAGUAUGAUACCUACAGACAUCAUUGAUCGAUUGCAUGUUCCAAAGUCGGUUUCGGUAUCUCCUUCUCAAGAGGACAUAAGUUGGCUGAGCUUCCACGUACAUUUCAUCCACUUCACGGCUGUGGCGCGCAGAAUCCACGGUUCCUUCGGUGCGCACUGUACUGACUUGUUACAAGGAAAAGGCAUACAGGACAUCUACGAAAAUCCACCGAAUCUGGAAUUGCUCGGGAACCAACUGAGCCGAGAUCUACGUACAAUGUACGACUGGGUGCCGACUGUGCCAGUUUUACUCAAAAAUCAACGCAAAGGCUCAGGCCAACCCUUCUCUACGGAUCGGACACCACUCGACCUGGAUCCCGCUAGCCCCCUCUGGCUACAACGUCAACGGCUGUUGUUGGAAAUUAUAUAUCACCACGUGCAAAUUGCCAAUUUCCGCCCUUUUAUUCGCUUCCGUCCACGUGGCGCGUUCCUCACUCCACUGUCGGAUAAUCAUAGCAUAUCUGCUUUGAACCACGCUGUUGUUAUGACCCACAUCUUGAACCAGGUUCUGUCUGAAACAGAUUUAUUAUCUGGGUGGAAACCAGUCUUUCGUUAUCAAUGGGACGCCGCAAUAUGUAUUUUAUCUUUUGUGUUGGCGAACCCGGUGUGUCCCCCAACCCCGGCCGCGCGUAAAGUCUUGCCGAUGGCAAUCCAGAAUCUAGAGACGCUUGGCCAUUUCUUUGGCCCUGUCACGAACACUCUCCGGGAUAUUUGGGAGCAGUUCUGUUCCAGCCCAACUAACCUUGGUUGGACCCAAAUUACGCCUCAAAAUCAGAGUGCGUCAAAUACGGCAGUCAUUGCCCAGGCAUCAGCACCGACUUCCGCCGAUAUUACUGCUGGCAACAUCUUAGCGCCCCUUUAUGGGUCAGAUAUGUUGGACAACCACUCUCAGUCCUUCGAUCUAUUGUUGAAGUCACUAUCCAACAUGGUGUCAGAGACGGAAUUGUCCCAUCUGACCGCCAACACUUUCCCACAUGGUGAACUGCACGCAUCUUUCACUCUUCCUAGCAAUUUUAUGAUGGAUACCGAUAUCGAAUGCAUCUCCAACGGGGUGAUAUCAUUAAAUUCUUGGGAGGGAUAUGGCUCUCCAUAA